Molecule: messenger RNA, 1345 nt
Organism: Etheostoma spectabile (orangethroat darter)
Lineage: Eukaryota; Metazoa; Chordata; Actinopteri; Perciformes; Percidae
Product: GTPase IMAP family member 4-like
Exons: 2
Molecular function (GO): GTP binding
Source: RefSeq, a predicted model, not a curated record
GCCGGGUACCAUAUAAUGUGUUUUCUAACGUUGUGUGCAGGUACUCCUGGGUGUGGUCUGGUUCUUAUAAAGAGGGUUUCCUAAUGAGCUGCAGCAGACACUCUGAUCUCUGUCUUUACUCCAGCUGCAGCAUCUACUCCAGACUCUUCAACCAGAACUAAACAUGGACAGCAACUCUGGUUUGAUCAGAAACAAUGAGGAAAUGAGGAUAGUGAUGGUGGGGAAGACUGGGUCUGGGAAAAGUGCGACUGGAAACACCAUUCUGGGACGACAGUGCUUUGAGUCAGAGUCCAUGACUACCGACUGUUCCCAGGGCAAAGCUGAGGUGGACGGGCAACAGGUGGCUGUCAUCGACACCCCAGGCCUGUUAGACACCAGGUUUGACAAAGAUAGAACCACUAAAGAUCUAAGCCAGUGCAUCUCUAAUGCUGCUCCUGGACCCCAUGUGUUCCUGGUGGUCAUCCAGCUGGGCAGAUACACUCCAGAGGAAAAGCAGACAGUGCAAUGGAUUCAAGACAUCUUUGGACAGGCUGCAGACAGAUACAGCAUGGUCCUCUUCACUCAUGGAGACCUUCUUAAAGACACAACUAUUGAAGACUUCUUGAAGGGUUCCUCAGACCUGCAAGAACUCGUGACCAGAUGUAAUGGCCAGUACCAUGUCUUCAAUAAUAAGCUGAGGGAUGGCUCUCAGGUCACUGAGCUGCUCCAGAAGAUCAGAAGUCUGACCCAGAAGAACGGAGGAAGCCACUACACAAACCAGAUGUUCCAAGAGGCUGAGAGGACAAUCAAAGUGGAGACACAACGCCUCCUGAUAGGGAAAGAUGAGCAAAUACGCAAAGCUCAAGAGGAAAUAGAGAGAAAUCUUCAGGAACUAUAUAAAAAACAGAUAAAGAUAAUGAUUGAACAACUUGAAGCUGAGAGAGAGAGGCUGAGGAAAGAGAGAGAGGAGGAGAGGAAGAGGGAGAUGGAGGAAAGAGAAGAAGAGAGGAAGAGAGAUGAAGAGGAGUUUAAUAAAAAGAUAGAACAACUUCAGGCUGAGAGAGAGAGGGAGAGGAAAGAGAGAGAGGAGGAGAGGGAGAGGGAGAGGGAGGAAAGACAAGAAGAGAGGAAGAGAGAUGAAGAGGAGAUGAAUAAAAAGAUUGAACAACUUCAGGUUGAGAGAGAGAAGGAGAAGAAAGAGAGAAAGGAGGAGAGGGAGAGGGAGAGGGAGGAAAGACAAGAAGAGAGGAAGAGAGAUGAAGAGCGGAUAAAGAACGUUAUUGAACAACUCCAGGCUGAGAGAGAGAGGGAGAGGAUACAGAGAGAGGAGGAGAGGGAGAGGGAGAGGAAAGAGAGAGAGGAGGAG